AUGAGACUUGCACACCUCCACCUCCCACACACCACGCCCUUCGCGCGAGUGUCCAGUCUCCAACAAGCCCUCACAAGCCGCUUCCUCACACACAAAAAGCUCACCUCCCCGGCCUCGAUAUUGUCGCAAACAGAUCUCAAAUCAAAUCUGCCAGGGCACGCACACCUACCGGCCCCCGAUCCCACCAUCAUCACAUUCACCCCCAACCCAGUCUACACAACCGGUCGCCGCGACCUCCCACCGUCCAACACCUGCCCCAACUCGCCAACAAAUCACCUCUCACUCCCACCGCCCCUUGAGCCCAUCCGCUCUAUUCUAACAUCCUCCGGCACCGAUGCGCCAAGGGCGGAGUACCACCCCACCCUCCGCGGUGGCCAAACCACAUACCACGGCCCGGGCCAAAUGGUCGCGUAUACAAUCCUUGACCUUCGCCGUCUAGGCCUCACGCCCCGGUGCCACAUCCGCGUGCUUGAAAACAGUGUCAUAGACGUGCUGGAUAGAUAUGGCGUGAAAGGAUUCACCACCGCUGAUCCGGGAGUCUGGGUUCAGGACCCGGCUUCUUCUGCAGAUGCGGAGGCGAAGAAGAUUACAGCCGUGGGGGUUCAUUUACGUCGGAAUAUCAGUAGCUUUGGAAUUGGGUUGAAUGUUACGCAAGAGCCAAUGUGGUUUUUUAAACAGAUUGUAGCAUGCGGGCUGGAGGGGAAGGAAGUGACGAGCUUGGAGGGUGUUGGGGUUCAUGGCGUUGGUGUUGAUGAGGUCGCUAAUGAAUUUGUGGAGAAGUUUGUUGAGCGGGUUAAUCGGGAUUUUGCUUGUGGGCAGGGCACUGGAGAGAAGAUUGAUGAAAUUUAUCGAGUUCAGGAGGAGGAUUUAUUAAAAUUGGUGUAG
Molecule: messenger RNA, 885 nt
Organism: Penicillium verhagenii
Lineage: Eukaryota; Fungi; Ascomycota; Eurotiomycetes; Eurotiales; Aspergillaceae
Product: lipoyl(octanoyl) transferase LIP2
Exons: 1
Coding region: 1-885 (294 amino acids)
Biological process (GO): protein lipoylation
Cellular component (GO): mitochondrion
Molecular function (GO): lipoyl(octanoyl) transferase activity
Source: RefSeq, a predicted model, not a curated record